Molecule: messenger RNA, 1138 nt
Organism: Caenorhabditis sp. 36 PRJEB53466
Lineage: Eukaryota; Metazoa; Nematoda; Chromadorea; Rhabditida; Rhabditidae
Source: the annotation of a GenBank genome assembly
AUGGCCAACACGUACAUGGACGGCGAAAUCUUCGAGGAAACGGCGAAUGAGUGAGUUUUCUGAUAUUGUCCAUUCGAGCAGAAAAACCGAAGAUUUGAAUGUGCAGUGACGGAAAGCAAUCGAGACGCGUCCAAAUAUAAUUUCCCCUCUUUUUUCGUUGUCUUGCCCCAUCUUUCAGCUCCUUACGGACUAGUCUUUCACAUUUGGAAAGCUAGUCCACGAUCCAUAAAGUUGUAGUUUCUAGAAAGAUCCAGCAUUUCGAAUCCGCAUAAAUAAUUGAUUCGUCUCGAAAACAUCCAAAGUUCUCGAGCAUUUAUCAUGCAUUUCUCGCUUUGAAUGAAUAUUUUCACGUUCGAAGACGUCCUAUGAUUCUGUAAUGUUUUCUAGUGGAAUCUUUGCAUUUGUAGUUGACAACUUUUUUGUACGACCACGUGAAAGAAGCCCAACUUUGAAGCGCUGCAGUAGUCUUUAAUGUUCUCGUACAAAAAAGUUGUCAACUGAAAAAAUGACGCGCUAGACAUGGAGAUUUCCCAAAAAAAAUUUCAGAAUCAUAUAACGUCUUCUCGCCGUGCUGUACCAAUUCUAUUUUUAGUUAGAUAUUUGAUCAAUUGUUUCCGGUGCGAGAGUACCCAUAAAUAAGCGAACAGUUAGAGAGAGAGAGAGAGAAAGAAGAAGAAAAUAGUUUCCAUUUGAUAUUGUUUCUUCCUGUUUUCAGUACCUCAAUGCUGAAUGCGACCGUAAUCGUCGACACGUGGAAUGGGACCACGACGACUGGGAUCACGACGAUCUCGCCGGAACGCGAGAAGCUCUACGAGUCGUUGGUGUGAGUUGUCUGGCCUAAUUUUUAUGGAAACUAUAGCCACGGCUUGCGUACUGUCAUAUCUCAACUGUUUGAAAUUAGUACUCAAAUCAAUGCGUCUAACGUUCCGUGAUUUCCAGGCUCUCUGGCAGUGCGAUCACGUUCAUCCUCCUCGGAAUUCUCAUUUUCUACUUCAUCAAAACGUCGCGUUGGUACCGUCAAUGGUGGAAUAAUCUGCGGAGCGAGAAGUCGGCGAAACGGGCGGAGAAGGCAAGACUGAAGGCGAAGGCGGAGAGGGAGAAAGAGGACGAAGAGGACGAGGAGGAGUACUCCGUCUGA